CUCGCGCCCGGAGCUCCGGUACCAGCAGGGACAGCGACCGGAACCUGGAAUCCGCGAAUAUUUUUAUUACGUAGAUCACCAAGGACAGGUGGUCAUAGUCCACCUCCCGGAGGUCUGAAGAUGAAGCUUUUCCUGGAUGACACCAAAGUCAAGAACUUCGUCACCUGCUUCAAAGGUGGCAAUAAAAAAAAUAAAUCUUCAAGGAGUGAGGAGGAAGGAGCUAACCUUUAACGAAAUAAUGAUCAUGAAGAGGUAUAGGAGUCCCAAUGUUGUGAGUUAUUUAGACAGCUACCUUCUGAGCGAGGAACUCUUGCUGCUUAUGGAGUACAUGGAUGGAGGCAUCCUGAGCGAUGUCAUCAGCCAGACCUGCCUGUCUGAAGAUGAGACAGCAGCCAUCAGUCGGGAGUGCCUGCAAGGACUGGAUUUUCUUCAUUCAAACGAUGUGAUCCAUCAAGAUGUGAAGAGCAGCAACAUUUUUCUCAGAACUGAUGGUUCUGUCAAGCUGGCUGAUUUUGGCCUCCCUACUCAGCUCACUCCUGAGCAGAGCAGACGGUGCUCACUAACCGGGACUCCUUGGUGGAUGGCGCCUGAAGUGGUGACAGCAUCUGCUCUAGUUUUGGUUGCAUCGGAUUUCCCAUUCCCAAACCUUUGCCAGAUGGAAGAGGAGGCUGAGAGGAAGAUGAGGAUGCCCCAGAACACCCAGGCAGACAAGAAGCUGAGGAUGGAGACCAGAGAGGAAAAAUCCCCGUGGAAGAACCUGGAGGAAGAGGCUGUUUUGAGUGGCUGCACGGGAAAGGAAUCAAACAGAGAGGAAAAUCCCCAGAGAUCCCACAGGAGGAGGGGCUGCAAACCCAGACAAGGGUGCUCUGUGGAGGAAAGACCCACCCUGAGCCAGGAAGGUGGGCAGAGCUUCAGCCAGAGCUCAGAGCUGGUGGUCCAUGAGCAGCUUCAUGAUGGAGUGAAGCCCCACAAGUGCUUGGAGUGUGGGAAGAGCUUCAGGCAGAGCAGCACCCUGAUCCGUCACCAGAUGAUCCACACUGGGGAAUGGGCCUAUGAGUGUGGGGAAUGUGGGAAGGGCUUCAGCUGCAGCUCCCAGCUCAUCAACCAUCAACAAAUCCACACUGGUGAAAGGCUCUACGAGUUUCCUGAGUAUCAGAAGAGGUUUCAGAGCAGCUCCCAUCUCCUCCGCCACCAGCGAAUUCACACAGAGGAGAGAGCCUUCCGCUGCCCUGAGUGCGGGAAGGGCUUCCAGAAAAAAUCCACCCUCAUCACCCACCGGCACAACCAUACUGGGGAGAGGCCCUCCCCGCUGUAG
This is a messenger RNA of Melospiza georgiana, 1315 nucleotides long. RefSeq names its product zinc finger protein 572-like. Gene Ontology annotation, molecular function: ATP binding; protein serine/threonine kinase activity. Gene Ontology annotation, cellular component: cytoplasm. The transcript has 11 exons. Gene Ontology annotation, biological process: regulation of MAPK cascade; intracellular signal transduction; protein phosphorylation. Lineage: Eukaryota; Metazoa; Chordata; Aves; Passeriformes; Passerellidae. Bases 137 to 1315 code for a protein of 392 amino acids. The record is from RefSeq and is a predicted model, not a curated record.